This is a messenger RNA of Fukomys damarensis (Damara mole-rat), 2072 nucleotides long. It is a transcript of the gene Pdcl, whose product is annotated as phosducin like. The record is from RefSeq and is a predicted model, not a curated record. Gene Ontology annotation, biological process: regulation of G protein-coupled receptor signaling pathway. The transcript has 4 exons. Lineage: Eukaryota; Metazoa; Chordata; Mammalia; Rodentia; Bathyergidae. Bases 554 to 1459 code for a protein of 301 amino acids.
AUCAGGUCUUUAUAUUUGGGGGGCUGAUUGUUUUGAGUUCUUUAUAUAUUCUAGAUAAUAGUAACAUUUGCUUGUUAUUAAAACCAUGAUGUGGUGUUUUUUGCAGUGCUGGGGAUCAAACUCAGGAUCUUGUGCUUGCAGGGCAGGAGUGUUGCCACUCAGCUAAAUCCCGGGCCCUAAUGUGGCCUUGUUUUAACCAGUCAGUAUUGAUAGGGCUUCAGAGACCAUCUAAUUUCUCAGUGAAAUAUAUGAGAGUGAUUGAUACAGGCUUAGCCACCCUUUUUGGCGAUGCUGGGGUUCAAACCUAGGGCGUGUUCAAGCUGGGUGGGUGUUCUGCUGCUGAGCUCUACUCCCAGGCCCAGAAUCAAACUCUUGAUGACCUUUUUCAAGUUUUUCUGGAGAGUUCUUACCCAGUUUUUCAAUUACUUGGCAAUCUUAGUAGGAAAACUAACCACCGACAGUGAAGAAUAUUCCUCCUAGCCAGUGUGUUAGUCUAAAUGUGCAUUAUUCAGACGACAGUAACUCACCCCUCAGGCUCCUGGAGUCAGGUAUCAUGACAACCCUGGAUGACAAGUUGCUGGGGGAGAAACUACAGUACUACUACAGUAGCAGUGAGGACGAGGACAGUGACCAUGAAGACAAAGACAGAGGCGGGGGUGCCCCAGCCAGCAGUUCCAUGCCUGCAGAGGCUGAGCUGGCAGGUGAAGGCAUCUCGGUUAAUACAGGUCCAAAAGGUGUGAUCAAUGACUGGCGCCGCUUCAAGCAGCUGGAGACAGAACAGAGGGAGGAGCAGUGCCGGGAGAUGGAAAGGCUGAUUAAGAAGCUGGCUAUGACCUGCAGGUCCCAUCUGGAUGAAGAGGAGGAGCAACAGAAACAGAAGGACCUCCGGGAGAAGAUUAGUGGGAAGAUGACUCUGAAGGAGUUUGCCAUGGUGAACGAGGACCGAGAUGAUGAGGAGUUUCUGCAGCAGUACCGUAAGCAGAGGAUGGAAGAGAUGCGGCAACAGUUAUACAAGGGACCCGAGUUCAAGCAGGUUUUUGAAAUUCCUAGUGGAGAAGGGUUUUUAGACAUGAUUGAUAAAGAGCAGAAGAGCACCCUCAUCAUGGUCCAUAUUUAUGAGGAUGGCAUUCCAGGAACUGAAGCCAUGCACGGCUGCAUGAUCUGCCUUGCUGCAGAGUACCCGGCUGUCAAAUUCUGCAGGGUGAAGAGCUCGGUUAUUGGGGCCAGCAGUCGGUUUACCCGGAAUGCCCUUCCUGCCCUGCUGAUCUACAAAGGAGGGGAAUUGGUUGGCAAUUUUGUUCGUGUCACUGACCAGCUGGGGGAAGAUUUCUUUGCUGUGGACCUUGAAGCUUUUCUACAGGAGUUUGGAUUACUCCCAGAAAAGGAAGUCUUGGUGCUAACAUCUGUGCGUAACUCUGCCACCUGUCACAGUGAGGACAGUGAUCUGGAAAUAGAUUGAACCGAUGGUCUUGUCACACAGAUUUCUCACUGUUUGGGUCUGGAAGACACAUGUCUGCUUAUUUUUGUUCCUUCUUAUGUCCCUGGCUUUUUAGCUGUUCUUUGUAGUCUCUUUUAUUAUGUGGAAAGUAAAGACAUUCUUAGAUUAAAUCAGAGUGCUAAAUCACCUUUUGGCUAGCAAUAAAAUGACUUAAAAUUAUAUAAACAGGAAGCCAGGCUUUGAGCUGUUUACUUAAGAUUCUCCAGCAUGACAUCUCUGUUAUUGUUUCCAGUCAAUAUUUACAUGGCAUCCUAAAAACAGUGUCCUGGAAAUUGUAUUAUGAUAAACUCAGAGGUCUGUGCCAGGUCUAAGAAUAGAAUUUUCUCUGCAGUGUGUUAUUUGAAAUGUAAAUCAUACAUUUCCCUAAUCAAAUGAUUGUGAUUUGUAUUUACUUAUAAUCAAAUCCAUAGCCCUUAUAAAGCAGUUCAGCGUUUUCCUCAGACCCUCUUCCCCAAGAUCUUGUUUGAAGGUUCCAGUUAGAGCCGGGGAUGUAGCUCAGCAGUAGAGUGCUAGCCUAGCGUGUGUGACACUUUGAUUUGGUUCCUGGUACUGCAAAAAAAAAAAAAAAAAAAAA